This is a messenger RNA of Trametes versicolor FP-101664 SS1, 3029 nucleotides long. RefSeq names its product trehalose 6-phosphate phosphatase. Gene Ontology annotation, biological process: trehalose biosynthetic process. Bases 7 to 2739 code for a protein of 910 amino acids. Gene Ontology annotation, molecular function: catalytic activity. The transcript has 10 exons. NCBI's taxonomy places the organism in Eukaryota, Fungi, Basidiomycota, Agaricomycetes, Polyporales, Polyporaceae. The record is from RefSeq and is a predicted model, not a curated record. Gene Ontology annotation, cellular component: alpha,alpha-trehalose-phosphate synthase complex (UDP-forming); cytosol.
GCCGCCAUGGACAGCUUCGCGGAGCCACACAGGCCCAUCGACCACACCGUCGCCCUCGCAGACGUCCGCACUGAAGUCCGCAAACUCGAGGCCGAGCUCCACGAGAAGGGCGUCCCACUCUCCGGACGCAUCAUUCAAGUAUGCCAUUACCUGCCAGUUACUUGCGCGUUUUCGCGCCGUGCGCGCCCAGCAGACAUCCCUAGUCCUCCAGCCACGCCUCCCGCAAAGGCGUCCGACAUCCCCCCUUCCCCCGUAGAGGCCGAGCACACCGACUCCGCACUUCCAGCACCGCGCGGCGCGGUCCCAGAGCCGCCUUCGUCUCAAUGGUCUGUUAACGUCCGCUACGGCCAUUCUGCGAUGGUCAGCGGCAUCGACUCGCUAGCGAGCACGCACGAGCAAAUCCUCAUCGGGUGGACGGGAGACAUCGAGUCCUCGUCAAGUGCGGUCCCUCAGGCUGCCGCCCAGUCUUCUUCGGGCCCUUCGGACCUUCCCACCAGCAAGGUCUCCGCGAGCGAACUCAGCGGAGACGACAAGAAGGAGCUGGAGGCGCUCCUGGACGAGUACAAGUCGCGCGACGAGCCCCAAGACGGGAAGAAGAUUCGCUACGUCCCAGUAUGGCUCGACGAUAAGGACGCGCAUGGGCACUACGACGGAUACUGCAAGCAAACACUCUGGCCGCUCUUCCACUAUCUGCUGUGGCAAGAUGUCGCCACCGAAUACGCGUCUGCAGACGCACACUGGGCACCCUACUCGGCAGUCAACGCCGCGUUCGCUCGUCGCGUCGCCGAGGUGUACCGGCCCGGAGACCUCGUCUGGAUUCACGACUACCAUCUUCUCCUCGUCCCUGCACUCCUGCGGCAGGCAGUCCCCGACGCCGCAGUCGGCCUCUUUGUGCACACGCCCUUCCCGAGUUCGGAGGUAUUCCGGUGCCUGCCUCGCAGGAAGGAGAUCCUGGACGGCAUGCUCGGCGCGAACCUUAUCUGCUUCCAGACGUACUCGUACUCUCGGCACUUCACAUCUUCGUGUGUUCGGGUAUGUGGAUACGAGGUGACGCCGCGCGGGGGCAUCGAUGUGCAGGGGCAUGUCACCGCCAUCGGAUACUCCCCUGUAGGUGUCGACGCGAAUCGCGUUGCGAAGGACAUUCUUCGCCCUGGCAUCGAGCCUAAGCUCAACGCCCUGCGUGCACUAUACGAGGGCAAGAAGAUCAUCGUCGGCCGGGACAAGCUCGACGUUGUCAAGGGAGUUGUUCAGAAGCUUCGCGCCUUCGAGAAGUUGCUUCAGGACUACCCCCAGUGGAUUGGCAACGUCGUCCUUAUCCAGGUCACGUCUCCUGCCCUGACGGACUCGCCCAAGCUCGAACGGCAGGUUUCUGAGCUCGUCGCCCACAUCAACGGCGAAUAUGGCUCGCUAGACUUCAUCCCCGUGCAUCACUACCACCAGACGAUCAAGAAGGACGAAUUCUAUGCGCUUUUGUCUGUUGCCGAUCUGGGCGUCAUCACCCCGCUUCGCGACGGUAUGAACACCACCUCGAUGGAGUUCGUCAUUUCGCAGGAGCGCUCUAAGAAGAGCCCGCUGAUCCUGUCGGAGUUCAUGGGCAUCUCGAGCACCAUGACUGAGGCCCUCCAGAUCAACCCAUGGAACCUGAGCGAGGUCGCGGCUGCCAUGCACCGUGGGCUGACAAUGCCGGAUGACGAGAAGGCACGCCGCCACCUGCAGCUAUAUAAGACCGUCACGACGCACACGUCGCACACCUGGGCCACGAUCCUCACGAAGAAACUUCUAGAGCGUCUCGGAAGCCAGAACAUGGCGCGUCAGACCCCGUUCAUCCCCAAGGGCCAGCUCGAGCAGCACUAUCUCAAGGCGAAGAAGCGCCUCUUCCUCUUCGAUUACGACGGGACGCUCGCGCCGAUAGUGAAGACGCCCAGUGCGGCGACGCCGACGAAGGACACGCUCCUCGCCCUCGAGACGCUGGCUGCGGACCCGCAGAACAUCGUGUACAUCAUCUCUGGGCGCGACGGUGAGUUCCUCGAGACGCAUCUCGGGCAUAUCAAGAACCUCGGCAUGUCCGCCGAGCACGGUGGCUUCAUCCGCGAGCCCGGCUCGUCGACGUGGUCCAACUUCACCGAGUCGCUCGACAUGAGCUGGAUGAGCGAGGCGCUCGAGAUCUUCAAGUACUACACUGAGCGCACGACGGGCAGUCACAUCGAGGUCAAAAAGAGUUCGAUCACUUGGCACUACCGUUCGGCAGAUCCGGAGUGGGGUCUCUUCCAGUGCCAUCAGUGCCAGGAUCUUCUCGAGAACAACCUCGCACGCAAGCGGCCCAUCGAAGUCUUGGUCGGAAAGAAGAACCUCGAGGUUCGCCCUCUCGCGAUUAACAAGGGCGAGAUCGUCAAGCGGAUCCUCUACUUCCACCCCGACGCCGAGUUCGUCUUCUGCGCGGGCGACGACAAGACCGACGAGGACAUGUUCCGCGCGCUCCUGCUGUUCCCCAACAACGAGACGCACGCGCGCCUCGACCCGCCGCUCUCCGUCACGCUCCUCGCGACGGGCAAGGAGGCGGAGAAGUUCAAGACCGUCGACCUCGCGAUCGAGCGCGACGCGGUGUUCACGACCGCCGUCGGGCACAGCAGCAAGCGCACGCUCGCCGUGUGGCACGUCACGACGCCCGAGGAAGUCGUCGAGCACAUGCUCUACCUCGUGCGCGUCGCCGGCUCCGCCGAGCCCAGCAGCAGCCUAUAGAUGCGAGGCGCGCAAUCACGACCGCGACGAACGGCAAGGCGAAGAGGGGACAGCAGCAACAGCAACAGUGUAUCAUCAAAGGUGUAUCAUACAGACGACUCUCACAUAUCUCGGCGGGCGGACGUUUUCUCUCUCUCGGGCUCCAUGCUUACACGCCCAGUGCUUACCAUCCCUCUGUAAUGGCGGCGCGACGCCGCCUGGGCGUACGACGACGUGGUAGUUGUGGACUUCUUUCUUGAUUUUGUACCAAUAUACGCAUAGACAUACACAAUCUCAUCGGUUCACCGUCC